Molecule: messenger RNA, 2400 nt
Organism: Ipomoea triloba (trilobed morning glory)
Lineage: Eukaryota; Viridiplantae; Streptophyta; Magnoliopsida; Solanales; Convolvulaceae
Exons: 10
Coding region: 1-2355 (784 amino acids)
Source: RefSeq, a predicted model, not a curated record
AUGAAGCUGAAGUGGUUGGUUUAUGUUUACCUGAGCCUGAAGGGGGUGAAGUUCAACAACCUGAGAAACAGUGACCAGGGUACUGAGGGUGAUAGUAAGGGGGAGAGAGAACAAAAUAGUACUGGUAAUCAGGGUAGAGAUAAGAGAAAAAGAAUAGCAACGGUAGAUGAUGAAACUAUACCCCAAUAUGUGCCACCAUCACAUAACCCUUUAGAAGAUGCCCAAGAUUCUGAGUAUUAUGAUUCAGAAAAUCCCCUUACAGUUGAAGAAGAAUUGCAGAACGAAGAAGGGAAUGAAGUCCAAUCAAAAUACAAUGACAAAUACCAUAGAUGCAACUCUCAAUUCACCUUAUGGAUUGUUAGUCAGAAGUGGUUAGAAUGGAAGUUUGAAGAGAAUGUGAGACAACAUCCUACUAUUGGUUAUUCAAAGUUGAGUAGGGGGGUCAUUAAAGAUGAGUUCUUCAUUAAUACCACAUCCACUCUAGCGGUCUUAGCUCUCGCCAUUCUCCUCCGCUCUCAUCCGGGAAAACCGCCCUCCACCGCCACAACCACAAACCCUAGUCUCGCCGGUUCUAUGCUUCCAGGUGCGGAGUUUAUAACCUCAACCACUCUAGCUCUGGAAUUCCAGGUGUUUUCUGCAUUUUGCGUUCUCUUAAGACGCUGCAUUUCCGAAUUUCAGCCGAUGACAUUUUCUCAGGAUAUGAACUUUUCCAUUUGGGAUUGCCCAUACAGCCAAGAUGAAACCUGCUUUGUGGCGAAUAGUUGGCCUAAUGACUUGUACCUCAAUCCUCAACACGAUGUCAUCGAGGAAGAUGCAUUAAAUGAGAAAUCUUGUAUUCAAGUACUAAAGGUGUUGAUUGCAAAAGCUGACAGAGAGAUACUUGAAAUUGAAGAAGAAAAAGUGAUGUUGCAAAGUGAACUGGCCUUGGCUGGUGAGAAGUGGCAUGCAAUGUGCUUUACCACUUUAAUUCAGAAGAUCACUUGCCUUGACAAAUUAAUACAGGAUUUGAAGAAUGCAAAUGUGAAUGGUGUGCUUCAUUUAGGAAAUGAGCAAAUGCAUCCAAAACCUGCUGAAAGAAUACAUGAAGUAUUAAGUGCUCUGUUACAAGAUCACUUUUCCCAAAGUGAUGAGCAGAAUGAAGUGUCCCUGGCAGAUCAUAACCGUCCUUGUUCAAAUGUUCAGAAAGUGGCAAGCACCCAGCCCAUGGAGAAGAAUUUGAACGGUUCAACUUCUAAUAUAGUAUGUGGGAUAUCUGUUACAGCUGAAAGGACUCUUAAUUCUCUAUCUUCAGGAUCUCGAAUAACAGUGGAUGAGGAGGUUACAAAUGCUAUCUCAAAAGAUUCAGCUGCAGAGCCUUUGGAAGAUUUCUGUGAGGAUAAAGUUGAAGAGCUGAGUAACACACAUGAAUGCAUAGGCUCGAGUACAACUGAAGAAGUGAAAGGAGUUGAUUUGUCAGAAACAUCUAAGUUUCAGGGAUCCAAAGUACGAGUAGAUAUAAAACAAGAAGUGAAAGACUUCAGCAGGAAGCAGAAGAACAAGGAGGUGGCGACCGCUCAGAAUAUCGAAAAAGAAACCAAAAGUCAAUUGUUGGAGACAAAAAUGGUCAGCAUAGAAUCUCCUUGGGGAGUAAAGGGAAAAGGGGCUCUGCUCAGCGAAGUUGAUCAGAGUGUUGGGGGGUCAUUGUUGGCUCUGUUCAACCAGAAGGAUAAGAAUGAGAGAAAAACACAGAUAAAAGUAGAACCGCAAGAGUACUUUCCCCCCAAAACUCAAGUCACAGCUCCCGCCGAGUCCAAUUCAAGUUUGUCUGUGCAGUUAAGAAGCUGGGAACAGAUGGACAAGGAAUGGUCAUUAUAUGCAAACAUGGUCAGGGAACCAUGUCUUACUGAGGAAUUGGGAUUAAAAUCACCUCCUAAAAAACUAAGAAAGCAGCUGCGCAUGCCUGGGAGUGGUUACAAGCCUGCCAACAGUGACCUGGGAAACAAGAACUCAUAUGAAAGCCCACUAGCAUUGGUCGCGUCCAAGAGUGUUGAUCCUACUCCACAAACUAAAAUAUGCCUGGACUUGCCAGUCAUGAAAGAGCAUGAAAAUCUGAGGGACUACCAAAUGAGGUUAACCAAGUCCCGUGGCACUUCUAAAGAUGUUCAAGACACAGGCUGCCCCUCUUCUCACAACUUAGCAGCAGCAGCAGCAGCAGCAGAUCCAUCUGGAUGUAUUGCAGACCUGGAGCAUAUGACCAAGACCCAACUCCAGGCCCUUGCAAGACAACACAAGUUGAAAAGAUGGUACAGUCUUAAAAAGGUGCAGCUGCAACAACUUCUCCAUCUUCGUCUGCAAGGUAAAAAUGGUGAUAUGUAACAGCAAUGUCGUAUUAUUUUGGCACAAGGAGUUUUUGCAAGGCCU